Molecule: messenger RNA, 1884 nt
Organism: Rhododendron vialii
Lineage: Eukaryota; Viridiplantae; Streptophyta; Magnoliopsida; Ericales; Ericaceae
Exons: 6
Coding region: 1-1884 (627 amino acids)
Molecular function (GO): RNA-DNA hybrid ribonuclease activity; nucleic acid binding
Source: RefSeq, a predicted model, not a curated record
AUGGUCAUGAAGAAAAAGAAUGGCAAAUGGAGAGUUUGUGUCGACUACACCAAUUUGAACGACGCCUGCCCUAAAGACUGGUUCCCACUCCCGAAGAUCGAUCAACUUUUGGAUGCCACGGUUAGCAAUGCUUGGUUAAGCUUCUUAGACGCCUACCGAGACUACCACCAGAUCGCAAUGGAUCCUGACGACAUGGAAAAGUCGGCGUUCAUUACUCCAUAUGGCAUCUUCUUGGAAGCAUACAUCGACAACCUUAUCGUCAAAAGCCAAAAGGAGUACAACCACCUUCAAGAGUUGGCCGAAGUCUUCAAAAUUCUCAAGUUCCACAAGCUUCGCUUGAACGCAGAAAAAUGUGCGUUCGGCAUGAGCGCGGGAAAAUUUCUUGGACACUUGGUCACCAGAUGCGGUAUCGAGACCGACCCCACCCAAAUCAAAGCCGUUGCAGACUUGCGCCCACCACGAACAAUCAGAGAAGUCCAGAGACUAACAGGCAUGGCGGUGGCCCUAAACUGGUUCAUUAACAAGUCCUCAGAUAAGUGCCAUGCAUUUUUCCAUGCAUUAAAAAGGAAAAGCCAACGCAGUUUUCGAGUGGACUCCGGACUGCGACAAAGCAUUAGCCAAACUCAAAGGCUACCUGAGCUUGGCUCCACUAAUGGUGAAACCAAAAUAAUUCGAAACCCUUUACUUGUACCUCGCGGUCUCAGCUCAUGCAGUCAGUUCAGCACUGAUUUGUCCCAUACAAUCACCAUCUUGACGGAGCACCCUCUCAAGAGCCUUUUUCAGAAAGCUGACCUCUCCAACAAGGUCUCCAAGUGGGCCGUUGAAUUGGCAAAUUUCGACAUUCGCUUUCAGCCACGAACGACAAUUAAGGGGCAGAUUCUCGUCGACUUCAUAGCUGAACUAACUCCAGAAGAUACGGAUAUUCUCAACACUCCCACACCACCCCAACCCGUCGAUGGUAGCUCUAACAGCAAUGGAGCAAGAACAAGGGUCGUCUUGGUCUCCCCUUGCGGGACACUUCAUGAAAGCGCUAUCAGCAUCGACUUCCCCGCCACAAACAAUGAAGCCGAGUACGUGGCCCUUUUGGCUUGCUUGCGUUCGGCUCUUGCAAUGAAGGUCGACAACCUGGCCGUCUUUUGCGACUCCCAACUCAUAGUCAACCAGGUUCUGAGGGACUAUGAAGCAAGGGACCCCAGGAUGAUGAAGUACCAAGAAACGGCGACCGAACUUAAUCAACACUUUAAGAAAUUCAAGAUCGAGCAAAUCAACCGUGAGCACAACGCCCAUGCCGACGCUGUGGGUUGGGAGUUCUAUACUCAUUUGCAAGCCAAGUUUCCUGAGUUCCUGCCUUGCGGACAAGGCUCUCAACAAGGGAGUGGGAAUGAUACGCACCUACCCAGAUUAAAAUGGAAGAAAAUAUUGAUGACAAUAUUGAGCAAUGCUCUUCGAGUGCUGCUUAACAUCCGAAGAGGUCCACUUCAUCUGUAUGGGAUGAAUUUGAAAAAUUGCCUCAUGGUGCUGAUGGAAAAAUUAGGGCCAAGUGUAUUUUAUGUGGGCUACAAUAUGUCAUUGGUAGACCAAGAGAUGUACCAUGCAAAAAUGGCCAUGACAAUUACUAAGCACAAUUACCCUUUUACAUUUGUGGAACAUGAAGGAAUUAGAGACAUACAUUCUUUUUUAAAUCCAAUGGUGAAAUCUGUUUCAAGAAAUACAGCAAAGGCGGAUGUAUUGAAGCUAUUUGAAAGGGAUACAGUAACAUUGAAACGUACAUUAGAAUCCAUUACAAGUAGGAUAUGCCUAACUUCAGAUUUAUGGUCUUCCCUAACUAGUGAUGGAUAUCUAGCUCUUACGGCACAUUACAUUGAUGAGGAUUGGGUUCUAUAG